UCCCUUUUUCUCCUCCGUCCAUAACCUGCCCUGGCUCCUCCUCCCUCCCCUCCUGCUCCACCACUGAAUGGGGCCUUUGUGGGGGGCUUCCCAGCAUUCCUAGGGAAUUCUUGCAGCAUGAGAGUACUUUCCAGUGCUGAGCUCACCUCUCCUUGAAGGACCUGCUGGAAGCAACAGGGUGUGAUCACACGAGCAGACCGAGUGGGAGGAAAGGAUCCUGAUCUUUCAAACCAGGUGAGCGACCACACACACAUGCUCAAAAAAAAAAAAAAAAAACGACUUCCUCACUGGAGCCUGUCGCCUCACACAAAUAUGAAGCACAUUAGGGAAAGCAUUAGCUCAUGAGUCAAUAUUUGCUUUAUUCAAACUUUCCCAGAGGUCUUAGCUGAGAGUGAUAACAUAUUCUAUCUGAUGAGGGAUAGGUGUUUUACAUAAACUGUAUGAUUAACAGACUGGCUUCACAUAGACAGGUCCGUGGCAGCUUGACUAACUGAAGAAUGUUGCAGACAGUCAGUGACUGGCUAUGGUGGGAGCGUCUGUGGCUGCCCGGGAACGUCUCCUGGGCUAAUCUGGAGGACAGUGAAGGUCGUGUCUACGCUAAAGCCUCUCAGCUUUAUGCCGCGGUGCCCUGCGCCCUCUGCCUGCUCCUCGUCAGAUACCUGUUCGAGAGGUUUCUGGCCACACCACUGGCUAAUGCUUGGGGAAUCAAGGACAAGGUCCGACUUAAAGCAGAACCAAACCACAUCCUGGAAAGUUUCUUCUGCAGCCAAACACGGGUUCCAUCACAGGCUGAUGUGAGGGCUCUUUGUAAGAAGACCAGUUUGCCAGAAGGGAGAGUUCAUAUCUGGUUCAGGAGGAGGAGGAACCAGCAGCGUCCAGGGCUUCGCAAGAGGUUCUGUGAGGCCAGUUGGAGAUGUGUCUUUUAUUUUUUUGCAUUUGUCUACGGAGUCUGGGCUCUCUAUGAUAAACCCUGGCUUUAUAAUCUGAGGGAGGUUUGGGCUGGCUUUCCUAAACAGUCCAUGCUGCAAUCCCAGUACUGGUAUUACCUCCUGGAAAUGGGCUUCUACCUCUCUCUGCUCCUCAGCCUCACAUUUGAUGUGAAACGGAAGGACUUCAAAGAGCAGGUGAUUCAUCAUAUAGCCACACUGACUCUUCUGAGCUUCUCCUGGAUCUCCAACUACAUCCGUGUUGGAACCCUCGUGAUGGCGCUUCAUGACUCAGCUGACAUACUGCUCGAGGGUGCCAAAGUAUUAAACUACGCCAAGUGGCACCAGACUGCUAAUGCCAUGUUUGUGGUGUUCACACUUCUCUUUAUGACGACCAGACUUGUCAUAUUUCCAUUCUGGCUGAUCCACUGUACAUGGGUGUACCCUGUCGAGCUGUUUGCGCCCUUCUUUGGCUACUACUUCUUCAAUGUGAUGUUGUGUGUUCUUCAAAUACUCCACUUCUACUGGGCUGUUUUGAUUUCACGGAUGUUUUACAAGUGUAUCUUCAGCAAGCUGGAAGGCGAUGACAGGAGUGAUGAAGAUGAGGAUGACUCACCUGAGGAAAGAAAUACAAAAAUGAGUCACAAAAAUGGCUCCGGAGUCAGAGGCCGGGCCAAUGGCCACUGACACACAAAAAAACCAGAAAGAGACACAGUGAUGGAAGACACAUGGACUGAAUUUAUGUUUCUCUGAGCUAAUACAAAAACACACACUUGAGCAAAGAUUUAGGAAA
This is a messenger RNA of Labrus mixtus (cuckoo wrasse), 1719 nucleotides long. RefSeq names its product ceramide synthase 3b (gene cers3b). Gene Ontology annotation, cellular component: membrane. The record is from RefSeq and is a predicted model, not a curated record. The transcript is spliced from 12 exons. Bases 498 to 1613 code for a protein of 371 amino acids. Gene Ontology annotation, molecular function: sphingosine N-acyltransferase activity; DNA binding. Lineage: Eukaryota; Metazoa; Chordata; Actinopteri; Labriformes; Labridae. Gene Ontology annotation, biological process: ceramide biosynthetic process.